This is a messenger RNA of Plodia interpunctella (Indianmeal moth), 1381 nucleotides long. RefSeq lists its product as uncharacterized. Bases 80 to 550 code for a protein of 156 amino acids. The transcript is spliced from 3 exons. The record is from RefSeq and is a predicted model, not a curated record. NCBI's taxonomy places the organism in Eukaryota, Metazoa, Arthropoda, Insecta, Lepidoptera, Pyralidae.
CCCCGGAGCAGCAACAGGUCCUGUAGUCCAGACGGAUCGAUAGGGAUGCUGGGAUCAUGCGCGCCGCAGUCGUCGCACCAUGCGCUCACUGAUCCUCAUCUCGCUGUCAUUGUUAACACCAGAAUCCGAAGGCGACCUCCUGAGAGACAGCGUCCAUGUCACGUCCGCGGCGGCUCGGCCCAACAACGAGCUGUGGUGCUACCGAUGCCUCGCAGAAGUGCCAGAAGACAAGUGUGCGGACCUCCGCCAAAACAACUCCGCCCUCAUCCACAAGUGCCACAAUGAUCGACGGAUGUGUAUGGUUAAACGAUUCUCCUACACGACCUCAACCGAAAACUCCACAACCGCACUAAAAAUGUGGGCUCUUGAGCGAAACUGCACCAAACAUUGCGAGCCUGGGUGCAUCAUUAUCGGCGAGAGGACCAAACUCCAUGCGUGCACCUCAUGCUGCACCACAUCCCUUUGCAAUCAUGACUCUGGAGCAACCACACCAAUGCAAAAUAUUUUUCCAUUUCUUCUCCCUCUUGCAAUACCUUUAUUAACGUUAUGAUCGCCUUAUUAGUCUUAGAGUAGAUAAGAUUAAAUAAAUGAAGAACCAAUCGACGCAAUUCCCGUUUUGAUCACGCUACGUUUGAUGAUUUGCUGAGGCGAUGUUUUAAUUAUGUUUGCUUAACUAGUGUCUUUAAGACGAUAUCGCAAAGCCCUGUCUUUUAUGUCAACAAAAGAGUUCCUUCUUGAAAACCUCAAAGCGAUUGUACAUUAUUUGGAACAUUGUAUGGACAUCUGGUUGUAUUCCUGAGUUUGAGUUUGGCAUGUAAUUAAUUGAAAUUCUACAAGGAACCUUUUUACCAGGACAUGGCGAUAUCGGCACUUCAGAGAGAUAAUCCCAUCACCUAUCUAUUUCUGUACCUAUGAGAGUUCUUCGUUGGAUCUUCCGAUUUUUGCGGCCAAGAAUAGCCUUGAGCGAACUUUGCGAGAUAAUUUAUUAUUCGUCAUUUAUUAUCUUAAUAACUCUAUUCUCUCUACUCCUCACCUGUUCCCGGUAUCCGACUGUAAUGACACUAAUUAAGCGAAUGGUUAGGUACUUAUAAUGAUAUUUAUUUGAAUGUAUGCAGCAUUGUUUAUAACUUCAUGACACACCGCCCGCAUAGAUCUAGGUAAAUAAUUUCUAAGAAAUUGAAGGGGCGACAUUGAAGUUUCAAUUCCAAAAUUUAUUUCAAGUUCUAUCGCCUAAAAGAAAUUUUUCCCUAUGACCCAAUAGGCCCGGGCUGCUAGAUAUCAGGGGCGACCAAUCCGUUAUCUCAUAUAUGUGUUUUUGACUUAUAUAUUGGAUAACCUAUGUAUAAACCGAUAAAUAUUAGAAAUAAAUAAUAUCGAAAGA